AUGGGGUUUUCAGUCCUUGCCGUUGCUGCAUUGGCAGCGAGUGCUUUGGCAAUCAACAUACCCACAGCUCCUACCUGGCCGUCAGGGAGAUGCACGGAUAAGUCACUGACCAUCCCGAGCUGGAUUCUCUCGGAGUAUGAGGUUUCUGGGGGUGUCACGACCUUCAAGGUCGACAACCGUGCUGCAGACCCUACAGGGAUAUAUGCCAUCGUUGAGUGCAAAGGAGAAGGUUUAUGCGGGGGAAGCUCCGGCACCUCACAGAUGACUGUAAAUUAUUCCAAAGGCCCUGACGGCCCAGUCAUCUCGAUGAGCCACUUUUGGGUAUGUGGGGAUGAAGGUGACAAGGUCGUCUUUACGGCAAGCGGAAGCACUACUAUCACCCAAUGUGCUGGAUCUGAUUGUGUUUCUCCAAUACCAUACCUUAUCCACGGCAUCCUCAGUCUUCCGGUCCCGCUCACGCCGACCCAGCCGUCGCCUCCUCCAGGCUAUGAUGCUGAAUCAUGUGCGACUGUUGGCGACAAGCAGUGGACUGUAACCGAUGUUUCGUACCAAAGCUAUACCAAGGGUCAGUGUCUCCUGUGGUACUGGGAAGACCGUAUCUGUCUAGACAACAACGCCUCCUCCGACUUCGUGACCAGGGGCAUACACCUCAACCUCAACGUGACAAACAAUGCUAUCAAUCACGAAGUAAGCUGUAGCUUCACGCCAACAUACGACGAAUUCGCCCCUCCCUAUCCUUUCCGGUGUACAGGAGGAGAAUUCAAUGAAAUUACUCUUGAUAUAACUUUAUCUGGUACAGUGCCCAAUUUAGACAUAAAGGUUGAAGAAGUGUGGUACUGCCUCGAGAACCCAUCGACUAACGUCAACCCGACCGUAAUUUCCGCUACUGGUAGCGCCUCACUGCAGCUUACAUGCGCCUCGAGCACUGGCAUUACAGGCACAGAAGACGACAUUAUUACUAAAUGCACCAGCUCAGUUCCAUCGACUGCCGUUGAUGGAACUCAAGCAGACAAACAGACGCUUCAAGAAUUCGCUCUCGUAACUGCGUACCCCGUUCACGGCGGGUGCACUUUUGAUAGCGUUGUUAGCCCAACUUGGUAUUUCCGCGCCAUGCAAUUCAAGACGACCGAAUUCCCAGCAGAUGAUCCAAACAGCGCGAUGCUGGCAGGUUUUACGACUGGCUUGACUGGUCCAGGCUUUGCAGACUAUUUUUUCUAUUACUUCGAUACCAAGAAUAUUAUAUCGGGGAGUGGCCUGGAUACGGUGUACGACUGUUACGGAUUAGGCAACGGCCAACCAAUUCACUGGAAGUGCAACUAUAGCUUUAAUCCGUUUACAAGGGUUAUUAGACUCGACAAAGUGUGGCAGUGUAGCGACAAGAACGAGGCACACCCAAUUUAUUUUGAAGGCUCGGGUACUUUCGACUGGAGCAUAUAUCCCUACGCUAGAUGCACUACCAGCGAUACCUAUCUCGACUGCUACUAUAGCGGCGACUUGGCGAUCUUGCAGCCCGGAAUCCCAUAUGAUAUUCCAAAGGUUACGACAAGCCUGACUAAUGCGCCACAGUCCCGCAUUGAGACUUCGAGGGUAAAUGCGAAGUGGGCCGUAGCCAACUAAGGGCAAAUCAGGUAGUG
This is a messenger RNA of Pseudogymnoascus verrucosus, 1634 nucleotides long. RefSeq lists its product as uncharacterized. Lineage: Eukaryota; Fungi; Ascomycota; Leotiomycetes; Thelebolales; Thelebolaceae. The record is from RefSeq and is a predicted model, not a curated record. The transcript is spliced from 5 exons. The coding region runs from base 1 to 1617 and encodes 538 amino acids.